Aureobasidium melanogenum CBS 110374 is the source of this 1029-nucleotide messenger RNA. Its product is annotated as DUF1751-domain-containing protein. The transcript has 2 exons. Gene Ontology annotation, cellular component: membrane; Golgi apparatus. Gene Ontology annotation, biological process: retrograde vesicle-mediated transport, Golgi to endoplasmic reticulum. The record is from RefSeq and is a predicted model, not a curated record. Lineage: Eukaryota; Fungi; Ascomycota; Dothideomycetes; Dothideales; Saccotheciaceae. Bases 1 to 1029 code for a protein of 342 amino acids.
AUGCCAAUCCGCAUCAAUCUGCCCCCGCUGACCCGCGCACUAUUGCUCCUCCUGCUGAUCUGCUCUUUGCUCAAUGCCUCGUUCAGUGUGCGCAGUCUCAUUCGCGUUCAGGCCGUCCCUGCCCUAGCCAUCAUCCCUGCGAAAUCGUUGAAAUAUCCAUGGACCGCUCUUACUGCUGCCCUGGUUGAGACCAACCUCGCCAGCUUUGUCAUAUCCGCCGUCACCAUCUUCUAUGGAGGGAGAUAUCUAGAACGCGCCUGGUCCACUCAAGAAUUCGCAAAGUUUGUCCUGUUCGUGACCAUGAUCCCGAAUUUAUUGACCUUUGUUGUCUAUUUCCUGUGGUUCUCCAUCACAGGAAGUCAGGUCCGAGCCAACACCAUCAUCAAUGGCAAUGUUGCCCUCGAAGCCGCUUUCCUUGUCGCUUUCAAACAGCUCGUCCCUGAACACACCGUGUCCCUCUUCCGUGCCGCCAUCCGUAUCCGUGUCAAACACUUCCCUGCCGUCUUUGUCUUGCUGAACAGCUUGUCUGGCCCCCUACUAGGCACUGACACCGCUUUCUUCUUGUCAUGGCUGGGUUUCUUGACCUCUUGGAUUUAUUUGCGUUUCUACAGAGUGUCCCCUCUACUGGCCACAACUGCCACGGGCGAAGAAGCUGUUAUAAAAGGCGAUGCUAGCGAUGCUUUCGCUUUCAGCCAAUUCUUUCCCGACUCGAUCCAGGUCAUUCUCGAUCCUUUGUGCGAUUCGGUCUACAAGACUUUGGUGGCUUUCAAGCUAUGUGUGCCAUUCUCUGAAGAAGCCAUCGAUCAAAGCAACGAACAAGCUUCCGCACGCGCUGAAGGUGGACUACCCAGUUUGAUGACUGGCGGAAGAGGAGGUCAUGUUGGAGGGAGGCGAGAAGAAGCAGAGCGCAGGAGGGCACUUGCCUUGAAGGCCCUCGAUCAAAGACUGAACGCAGCUGCGGCAGCUCGUACUCCUGCCGAAUCACAAACAGCCGAGACAGCAGGUACAGCGGAAUCUACAACUGCAUAA